This is a messenger RNA of Erpetoichthys calabaricus (reedfish), 1672 nucleotides long. RefSeq names its product vascular endothelial growth factor D (gene vegfd). Gene Ontology annotation, cellular component: membrane. NCBI's taxonomy places the organism in Eukaryota, Metazoa, Chordata, Cladistia, Polypteriformes, Polypteridae. Gene Ontology annotation, biological process: positive regulation of mast cell chemotaxis; positive regulation of endothelial cell proliferation; sprouting angiogenesis. Gene Ontology annotation, molecular function: growth factor activity; vascular endothelial growth factor receptor 3 binding; chemoattractant activity. The transcript is spliced from 7 exons. Bases 504 to 1538 code for a protein of 344 amino acids. The record is from RefSeq and is a predicted model, not a curated record.
CUCUCUCUUUUUUUAAGCACGUUGCUGAGAACUGGGUGAGAUCUGAACUACAUGCUUUUGCACACUUUCAUAACAGCUGUAAAUUAUGAAAACAGGGAAAAUUUGCUUUCAAAUAAUGGACAUAUUUGGAGCUACAGCAGAAGCUGUGGAAAGGAUAUAAAUUAAAUGCUUCUUGAUUUACAGGGUCUUUUGUGUUCUGUGAAUCCACAAACUGCUACUGAGUGAUCUGCACAGUUCUACUGUAUGCUUUGGUGACCAAAAUGAGUUUGAUAAUUCUUCAGGACUUGUGAGGUAUAUUUAGUCUGUUCCUCUCAGUGCUGAUUUUUCUUAAAACCUUUAUAUAGAAGAAAGAAUUCUGAAAGUAAGACUGCUCUGACUUUAUUUAAAUAUAUAUAUAUAUAUAUAUAUGUAUAUUUUAUUAUUACCUUUUUGACUGAAGACAUGUAACAGCUAGUCUGAUUGGACCUGCUACAGAAUUCCACUGUGUAGGCUUAAAUAACACAAUGAAGACACAUUUCUGCAUCAUUAUGCAUUUAAUGUCAAUGUCAGUUGUUCGUCUGCUGCAUGGAGCCGAGUAUGAUCAGGACAUUCAACAGAAAAAAGUCAGGGACACCUUAGAACACAAGAUAAGAUCAGCUGCCAAUCUAGAAGAGCUACUACAAACCAUUCAUUAUGAAGACUGGAAAUUGUGGAAGUGCAGAUUGAAACUCAAAGCUCUGGUAGACAGUCAAGACACACCACCUUCCACUUCCUCGUCCUCUUCUUCUCACAGAUCUACACGAUAUGCGGCUGCUGCCUACGAUCUGGAAAUCCUGAAAGCAAUAGAUGAAGAAUGGCAGAGAACACUAUGUAUGCCCAGAGAGGUUGUUGUAGAUGUUGCUAAGGAGCUUGGCACCAACACAAAUAUAUUCUUCAAACCUGCAUGUGUAUCAGUUUUCAGAUGUGGAGGAUGCUGUAAUGAAGAAAGCUUAUCUUGUAGAAACACCAGUGUCUCCUAUGUUACAAAAACAGUAUUUGAAAUUGCAUUGUCAGUGACGUAUAUUCCACAGCCUGUCUAUGUAAGGAUUGCUAAUCACACAUCCUGCAAAUGUAUGUCACCCUCCGUUAUCCGGCGGCAUGCUCCACACCAAGCAGUGGACAGUUGCAGUCAAUCCCCAAAGCCCUGUCCACAUGGUCAGAUCUGGCACAGUGAAGCCUGUCAAUGUCUGCCACAUCCACAGAGGAGAAUCCGUGAAGACCUGUCUCCAAUUGCUGAGUUGGCAGUCUGUGGGCCCUAUAUGGUCUUUGAUGAAGAUCAGUGCGAAUGUGUUUGCAGAAGGGAUUGCCCAGCAAAUCAGUCCGUAAAUCCAGGGAACUGUACCUGUCAGUGUUCUGAAAGCUUUGAAACCUGUGCCAAGAAUCAAAAAACAUUUGAUCCAGAUUCCUGCAGCUGUAAGCCAGAGCGAGAAUGUUCAGCAAAAACUUGUCUGUCUGGACGGCUCAACAAAAUGAAAAACUGCCACUGUGUCAAAGAAAAAAAGUUACACUCUUCUCCUUAAACCUACAGUAGUAAAGAAUAAUCUCUUUCACGCACUUUCUCAUUCUCUUUUAUGUGUCUCUCUAUGUCACUAUGAAGAAUAUCAUUUCUUUAAUUUAUUGACAUUUUUUACUGUUACCAUAAUAAUGUAUUUUU